Messenger RNA from Ceratina calcarata, 1632 nucleotides. RefSeq names its product Secretogranin_V domain-containing protein 7B2 (gene 7B2). The coding region runs from base 16 to 903 and encodes 295 amino acids. The record is from RefSeq and is a predicted model, not a curated record. Gene Ontology annotation, molecular function: enzyme regulator activity. Lineage: Eukaryota; Metazoa; Arthropoda; Insecta; Hymenoptera; Apidae. The transcript has 5 exons. Gene Ontology annotation, cellular component: secretory granule. Gene Ontology annotation, biological process: regulation of hormone secretion; neuropeptide signaling pathway.
AUCCGUAUUACGGAUAUGAGUUGCGCGAGCUUUCGUAUCGUGGUCAGACACGGGUGGAAAAGCGGCGCGGAGAAUGCGGAUCAAUACUUCAAUCCUGAACGAGCACAGCGCCGCUUCCGUUUGGAGAACAACGCGUGUGCAAGAACCCGAGUAUUUGCUGCGUCUCCGCAAUCUUCUUCGCGAUUCCCUCUUGUGAUUGUCCCACGAUUUUUGAUAUCUCAAACGAUGUACUGGUUCCUAAUUUCCAUGGCCGUUGCGGUUCAAGCAUCGAUACACUUGCGACCACCACUUAAGGAUGAACAGUUGCUCACCGACACUCUUCUCCGAGAAUUAAUUAAUCAAAUGGGAAACGAUUUAGUUGACACAGGCGAUUCCUAUUUGGAAUAUCAAGAUAAAGCGAAAGAAAUUCCUAUCGAAAUUCCCGAUUACGAUGGCAUCGACACAUUGAAUCCGAAUCCUAGCAUUCGCGAUCAGGAGUAUUUGCAGCAUAGCAGUUUGUGGAGUCAUCAACACCUAAACAAUGAUGAUAAUGCAGGUGGUAGACAAAGAAUUAAGCCUGGAAGCAUAAAGAACAUCAAGGACGAGAAGGAGAGUACUCUGCCCGCAUAUUGCACGCCGCCGAAUCCUUGCCCCGUAGGAUACACAAGUGAAAAUAAUUGCAUCAUAGAUUUCGAGAAUACGGCAUCGUUUAGCAGAGAUUAUCAAAACGCCCAGGACUGUAUGUGUGAUAAAGAACAUAUGUUAGACUGUUCGGAAUCCACAAAUAGGAAUAGUCUGCCAAGCAUGCAUAUUCCGAAUUCCAAUUUCAAUCAAAUUGUUGAUCAAUUCCAAGCUAAUGAUAAUCCGUUCUUCCAAGGCGAGAAGCUGCCGAUAGCGGCGAAGAAAGGCCUCAACGUGUACUAAAAACAUGAUCGGAAGAUAUAUACAUAUCUAUGUAAAAGAAGGACAAGCAUUAAUUGAAAUCCAUGCUCUAGUAGCAUGUAAUCCUGUAAAGAGACCGCAUAAAUGGCAGACGAACUCAUAACAGGGAAAAAAGAUUUAAAUAAUCUGAGAGACCUGGUGCUAGACAUGUUUUAACAUGGUACGUAUCACUAAUAAAAUCAGUGUGCUUAUAUUAAACUAUUAAAUACUUUAUAAAUAUCUUACGUCACAUUUUUUUAAGAAUACUUAGGUAUUCUGUUAUGAAGGAUCAAGUGUAAAAUUUUAACAGUUGUAUUAAUUAUUGCACUAAAAUAUUUUAUUGUUUAAUACGUUAUUGCUGCGUCGUAAAAUGCUAAGUACAUGCAUAUUAACAGGGAAUGGUUUAUCGAACUUUUAUGUAUACAUAGAACUUAUUUUCCCCUGAUAACGUAGGUAUGAAUUACAUGUGGAAUGAUAAGAUUUUUAUAGAUCUGUUGCGUUUAUCGAUUAUACACAUUUUGUUUUUAUAGCGAUAGAGUAUCAACCUUAAUUUUUAUUAUGUACGAACCAGUAUUUUCUUGACCAAGAAUGUUGUCAACUGAUAUACUGUAUUUAUUACUCGCAUACAAAAAAUGGAUAUAUUGUGAUCAAUGUAAUAACCAUCACUAUUUUUGUUAUGUAGACAUCAGUAUUUUAUUGUGCAGAAAUAUAUAUAUACAUGUUUUAAAACGA